This is a messenger RNA of Elgaria multicarinata webbii, 1344 nucleotides long. RefSeq names its product 2-oxoisovalerate dehydrogenase subunit alpha, mitochondrial-like. The record is from RefSeq and is a predicted model, not a curated record. Gene Ontology annotation, biological process: branched-chain amino acid catabolic process. The coding region runs from base 1 to 1344 and encodes 447 amino acids. The transcript has 9 exons. Gene Ontology annotation, molecular function: oxidoreductase activity, acting on the aldehyde or oxo group of donors, disulfide as acceptor. Lineage: Eukaryota; Metazoa; Chordata; Lepidosauria; Squamata; Anguidae.
AUGGGGCUGGCAACGGUGUCUGCUGGAGUGGGGCUGCGGACCCUUCGGAGAUUGAUGCUGCUCGGCUGCCCCCCACUUCCUGGACAGAUGGCAACAAAGGAGCUGCACACGGGAGUAUCUCUCCAGCAGCAAGAAGAGUUUACCUCUCUUGAGGAAAAGAUGCAAUUCCCAGGUGCCUCGGCUGAGUUCAUAGACAGGCUUGAGUUCAUCCAGCCCAAUGUCACUUCGGGGAUUCCCAUCUACCGGGUCAUGGACCAACAGGGGCAGGUUGUCAGUCCCAGUGAGGACCCUCAGCUCCCCAAAGAGCAAGUGCUGAAAUUCUACAAGAGCAUGACCCUUCUCAAUACCAUGGAUCGGAUGCUUUGCAAGACGAAAAAGCAGGGUCGGAUCUCGUUUUACUUGACCAACUCUGGAGAGGAAGGUGCGCAGGUUGGCAGUGCGGCCGCCCUGGAGGACACUGACGUGGUCUUUUCACAAUAUCGUGAAGCAGGUGUGCUGAUGCACAGGGGGUAUCCUCUGGACCUCUUCAUGGCACAAUGCUACAGCAAUGCCAACGACCCUGGGAAAGGCCGCCAAAUGCCCGUGCAUUACGGCUGCAAAGAUUUGCACUUUGUUACCAUUUCGUCCCCGCUAGCUACGCAAAUCCCCCAAGCUGUUGGCACUGCCUACGCCAUCAAGAAGGAGAACGCCAACCGGGCCGUGAUCUGCUACUUUGGGGAGGGCACUGCCGGUGCAGGGGAUGCCCAUGCGGGCUUCAGUUUCGCUGCCGCUCUCGAAUGCCCUGCAAUUUUCUUCUGCCGAAACAACGGCUACGCCAUCUCCACUCGAACAUCCGAGCAGUACCGGGGUGACGGAAUUGCUGUCCGGGGUCCUGGUUACGGCAUCCCCUCAAUCCGGGUGGAUGGCAACGACGUCUUUGCGGUGUACAACGCCACCAAGGAGGCCCGGCGCCGUGCCGUGGCACAGAACCAGCCGUUUCUCAUUGAAGCCAUGACCUACAGGGUUGGGCCCCAUGUCUCAUCUGACGACAGCUCUGCCUACCGCUCCAUGGAAGAAGUCAGCUAUUGGGAAAAAUAUAACAACCCCAUUUCUCGUCUCCGUCACUAUAUGGUGGGCCGAGACUGGUGGGAUGAGGAGCAGGAGAAGAGCUGGUGCAAGAAAUCCCGCAAGAAGGUCAUGGAGGCCAUUGAGAAAGCUGAGCGCAAGCUAAAGCCCAGACUUCAGUUCCUCUUCUCCGACGUCUACUCUGAGAUGCCCAGGCACAUCCAGAAGCAGCAGGAAUCCCUAGAGUGUCACCUGAAGCAAUAUGGCGAACAUUAUCCCCUGGACUGUCAUGAGAAGUGA